GACACCACCGCUAUUCCGCCCCUCCUGUCCUCGUCGCCAUGAACGUCGCCAGGAGCGUCGCCAGGACUGCUCUUCGUACUCGUACCUACUCGACCGCGACUACGUAUGUCCCUCCCGCCUCCCUCGAAAAUGUCCUUCCACGGCGCCGUGUACAGCUGAAGCCUAUCCCGGAGUCACCCAAUUUCUACACCGGCCGUGCUGCGUACUACGACCAGAUCAAUGGUCUUGAGACUGCUAUUCAGCACACUCGCUCUGCGCUCCAGAAACUUCAGCUCCUGCCUCUCCCUUCAUUUGCUCGCCACUCGAUCCCGCCUGGUCAUCAUGUAUGGAUCACGAAGGACGGGCUGACCGAGAUGCUGAACGCUCCUCUGACCACGUCUCGCUACCGCCGCUUACUGGGUCUUCUGAAUCAACUGGACAGCUAUCGACGCAUAGCGGACGUUGCCGGGGUGGGAAUGCUGGCCGAUCGAGUUGCCGGCGUGCUCGAAGUCUUCGAGCGAGAGAACAAGGAGGCCGUGCUCGCUCGCGGGAAGAGAAAGCCUGUAGAGUUCGACGAACAUGGCCGCAGCUACACCGUAGGUCGGAGAAAGGAGAGUGCGGCUCGUGUAUGGGUUAUCCCUGUGCAGAAGCCCGAGACGUCCACGGACGUGUCGACUUCUAGCACGACGUCGCAGAAGGCAGCAGCAGAGGAUGUUUUGCCACAGUUGACGCCAACCAUUACAUCGGCAAUGAGUGACAGCCCGCUCAAGCCCAUAACAGUUACAACUACGAAUAUCCUCAUUAAUAAUACACCGCUCUCUCAAUACUUCCCCAUCCCCGCCGACCGCGAGCGUGUCGUACGGCCGUUCAAAAUCGCUGGGUUGGUUGGUGCUUACAAUGUCUUCGCAUUGGUGCGCGGAGGGGGUACCUCGGGCCAGAGCGGCGCUGUCAGCCUGGGCAUAGCGAAGGCUCUCUCGGCACACGCACCAGAGGUAGAACCUCUCCUCCGCAGAGCGAAGCUCAUGCGGCGCGACCCGCGCAUGGUCGAGAGAAAAAAGACUGGAAGACCCAAGGCUCGGAAAGCGUACACUUGGGUCAAGCGUUGA
Messenger RNA from Postia placenta MAD-698-R-SB12, 1085 nucleotides. RefSeq lists its product as hypothetical. Gene Ontology annotation, molecular function: structural constituent of ribosome; RNA binding. Gene Ontology annotation, cellular component: mitochondrial small ribosomal subunit; ribosome. Gene Ontology annotation, biological process: translation. Lineage: Eukaryota; Fungi; Basidiomycota; Agaricomycetes; Polyporales; Adustoporiaceae. The record is from RefSeq and is a predicted model, not a curated record. The coding region runs from base 39 to 1085 and encodes 348 amino acids. The transcript has 4 exons.